Messenger RNA from Pochonia chlamydosporia 170, 417 nucleotides. RefSeq lists its product as hypothetical. The transcript has 2 exons. The record is from RefSeq and is a predicted model, not a curated record. Lineage: Eukaryota; Fungi; Ascomycota; Sordariomycetes; Hypocreales; Clavicipitaceae. Bases 1 to 417 code for a protein of 138 amino acids.
AUGAAGGUUUCUGAAAUACUCGCCUGUGCCAUGGCCGUUUCAGUGCAGCUCAUAUCUGCAUUUCCAGGCAAUGAAUUGGAGGACCGGCAGGAAUAUGGCUCUGUGCCUGGCUUGUUAAAUACCGUCAAGGCCCUGGGAAUUCGUCGGCCCAAUGGAGUCAACAAUGGGAACAAAGAUGCUGCCUUCGGCAACGGAGCCAAUGUCGGCAGCGCUCUGGCAGCGCAUCGGGCUGACCCAGCUCUCGCCCCAGACAAGCGCGACAUCGCGGCUGGGGACUAUCCGAAUGCAGAUGGAUAUUCGCUCGCGGCUAGACUGGCCGACGAUGACGCUAGUAGUGAGAGUGCAGUGGAGGUAAGGAGUGUGUCGCAGAGGAAGGCGGCAGCGCAGAGGGCGAAUGGCGCUCUCAACUCCGCUUAG